AUGCCCUUCAAUCCGUUUACGGCUGUGACAGGACGCCAUGCACUGACGCUGUUUGACAUUCGCCUCGAAAAUGACUUCAUCGUGUUCCGAGGCAACGAGCAUGAGGCCGGCGGCCAGCUGCUCAAGGGCGUCCUCGCCAUCUGCGUCCCGACCUCCUUCAAGAUCGACGACAUCCACUUGCGCUUAACCGGCACCCAGCGCCUCGUCUGGAGCGACCCCAAAGUCACGCCCUCCGGCCUCACCUCCUCCAAGAUCGACCGCACAAGCAACAUCCUGACCCACCAAUGGCCGUCCUUCAAGGGCACCCCCGGCAAGACCACCGUCCUCGAAAAAGGCAACCAUGAGUUUCCCUUUGAGCUCAUGCUGCCCGGCGACACCUGCGAGAGCGUCGAGGGCCUGCACGAGGCCAGCAUCACCUACAAGCUCAAGGCCACCAUUGUCCGCGGCAAGCUCGCCUACGACCUGCACACCUACAAGCACGUCCGCAUCGUCCGCACGCUCGAGUCGUCCGCUCUCGAGUUCUUGCACGCCAUGAGCGUCGAGAACAUCUGGCCGAACAAGGUCGAGUACUCCAUCGUCGUACCACAAAAGGCCGUUGUCUUUGGCAGCCACAUCCCGCUCGAGUGUCGCUUCACGCCGCUUCUCAAGGGCCUCGAGCUCGGCGACAUCACCGUCCGGCUCGUGGAGAUCCACGAGUUUGUGGCCACACCGCCGUCCGGCAGCAGCAGCAGCUACCACGCCCACACGCGCGAGUUCAAGAACGAGAAGCUGGUGCAAAGCUGGACGGUCGGCGUCAACCGAGACGAGCACUGGCAGGACAUGAUCGAGGACACCGGCCAGGAAGGCUGGGUCGUCAACACCUCGCUUGACCUGCCCCGCAAGCUGGGACGGUGCAUCCAGGACGUCAACGUUCAUGGCAUCAAGGUGCGCCAUAAGCUCAAGAUGGUUGUGGCCCUCAAGAACCCGGACGGCCACGUCUCGGAGCUGCGCGCCACGCUCCCUCUCACCAUCUUCAUCUCGCCUAACAUCCCGCUCGACGAGCAGGGCAACCUGACCGCCCCGACCGGCUCGGCCACCACCAACGCCACCAACCUCAGCACCAUUGCACCUCCCGGGUACGGUGAGCACAUUCUGGACCAGCUCUACGACGAGGUGGACGUCCACAACCUGCAGACCCCCGCGCCCAUGUCGGCUAUACAGAGCCCCAUGUACGGGAUGUCGCGCGCUGGUUCCAGCGAGAACCUGGCGUCCAUGCACAACCCCAGCAUCCCCGUCCACCCAGCCGCACUCACCUCGCGCCUGCAGGACGUUUCGGCCCGCGAAGUUGCCUUCCGCCGCAACAACAGCUCUUCCAUCCUCACGCCACCCGGCUCGUCCUCGGACAUGACCACGCCCUUCACGCCCAUGCACCUGCCUCACGCUUUCAUGCAGCGAUCACACUCCUAUGCGGCCGACCUCGGCGGCCUCGCCAACGGCACCAAUGGCCACAGCAGCGCCCCCACCAGCGGCACGGCUAGUGGCAACCACAGCCACCCGCAGUCCGAGGCCGCGUCGCGGCGCAACAGCGGCGAGUCGCGGCACAGCACGGGCAACAACAGCGAGCAGAGUGAGCCCAGCGGCCCCGAGCAUAUUGACUUUGCCGACCUGCAGGAGCUCAACAAGGUGCCGUCGUACGCCACGGCCAUCAAGACCUCGCGCGUGAACAAGAUCACUGUCGGCGGCGACGCCGAGCUGCCCGACUACCGCACCGCCGCGUCGCGACCUGCCGUGCCGCGCACUUUGUCGACAGCGUCGACAGCGUCUCUGCCGGCCAACUUGCCAAGCAGCAGCAACAACAACGGCAGCAGCAGUACCAGCAACAACAACAGCGCCAGCGGGCUUGCUCUCAGCUCGGGACUGACCAGUGAGCCUCUGUCGCUCAUUGCGGAGGCACCGCAAGAGUCUGCAGGUGCAUUCGACGACGUGACGGGCGCACCCGCCAGUCGCGCCAGCAGCAACGACCACAACAGCGGCGCCAGCGACAACGGAGACGGUAUUACCAUUGCACGCCCACCGCGCCUGCAUCAGCGCAGCCGAACCGCCGGCUACCAUCCAGAGCAGAUGUCGACCUCCCCUGGUUCGGGCCCCGGCGCUGGCUCAGGCACGGGGUCGUCGGGCCGUCGCCGGCCUUUGUCUGGCAGUGUGUCGUUUCUCCACACCCGGCACAGCCAGUCACCGAGCGGUGAUUCUGACGAGCGCGGCUGGCUGCAGCUAUUGCAGGCACGCGGCCGGGUUGCCACCUAG
This is a messenger RNA of Sporothrix schenckii 1099-18, 2283 nucleotides long. RefSeq names its product carbon catabolite repression protein CreD. The transcript is spliced from 2 exons. NCBI's taxonomy places the organism in Eukaryota, Fungi, Ascomycota, Sordariomycetes, Ophiostomatales, Ophiostomataceae. Bases 1 to 2283 code for a protein of 760 amino acids. Gene Ontology annotation, molecular function: protein-macromolecule adaptor activity; ubiquitin protein ligase binding. Gene Ontology annotation, cellular component: plasma membrane; cytoplasm; cytosol. The record is from RefSeq and is a predicted model, not a curated record. Gene Ontology annotation, biological process: ubiquitin-dependent endocytosis.